This is a messenger RNA of Xiphophorus maculatus (southern platyfish), 3766 nucleotides long. Its product is annotated as serine/threonine-protein kinase BRSK2-like. The transcript has 20 exons. NCBI's taxonomy places the organism in Eukaryota, Metazoa, Chordata, Actinopteri, Cyprinodontiformes, Poeciliidae. The coding region runs from base 18 to 2618 and encodes 866 amino acids. Gene Ontology annotation, molecular function: protein serine/threonine kinase activity; tau-protein kinase activity; ATP binding. The record is from RefSeq and is a predicted model, not a curated record. Gene Ontology annotation, cellular component: cytoplasm. Gene Ontology annotation, biological process: protein phosphorylation; intracellular signal transduction; microtubule cytoskeleton organization.
GUCGACUUUUGGCAAGAAUGAGCAGCAAAGAGAUCACGGUGGGCCAGUCCAGCCAGUACGUGGGGCCUUACCGGCUGGAGAAGACCCUCGGGAAGGGACAGACAGGCCUGGUGAAGCUGGGUGUCCACUGCAUAACCGGGCAGAAGGUGGCCAUAAAGAUCGUGAACAGAGAGAAGCUUUCCGAGUCGGUUCUAAUGAAGGUGGAGAGAGAGAUAGCUAUUCUUAAACUAAUAGAGCACCCUCAUGUUCUGAAGCUCUAUGAUGUCUAUGAAAAUAACAAAUACCUGUAUCUGGUGUUGGAGCAUGUGUCUGGUGGAGAGUUGUUUGACUACUUGGUGAAGAAAGGCAGGCUGACUCCCAAAGAGGCCCGGAAAUUCUUCAGACAAAUCAUCUCCGCCCUCGAUUUCUGCCAUAGUCAUUCCAUAUGUCACAGAGACCUGAAGCCAGAGAAUCUUCUCCUGGAUGAGAAGAACAACAUUAGGAUAGCAGACUUUGGCAUGGCCUCACUUCAAGUUGGGGGCAGUCUGCUGGAGACCAGCUGUGGGUCUCCUCAUUAUGCUUGCCCAGAGGUCAUUAGGGGAGAGAGGUACGAUGGUCGCAGGGCUGAUGUUUGGAGCUGUGGAGUUAUUCUCUUUGCUCUGCUUGUGGGUGCCUUGCCUUUUGACCACGACAACCUGCGGCAGCUUCUGGAGAAGGUGAAGAGUGGAGUUUUCCACAUGCCCCACUUCAUACCGCCUGACUGCCAAGCUUUGCUGAAAGGGAUGAUAGAGGUCAACCCUGACAAACGACUCACGCUUGAAGCAAUACAAAAACACAACUGGUACCUGGGCGGCCGGAACGAGCCUUGCCCGGAGCAGCCGCCUCCUCGCCGGGUGUGUGUGAAGAGGAUCCUGUCCCUGUCGGACCUGGACCCAGACGUCCUGGAAAGCAUGUACUCUUUAGGCUGCUUCAGAGACCGAGUGAAGCUCACACAGGACCUUACAAGUGAGGAGGAGAACCAGGAGAAAAUGAUCUACUACCUCCUCCUGGAUAGAAAAGAGCGAUACCCGAGCUGCGAAGACGAGGACCUGCCGCCCAGAAACGACCUUGUUGUCCAAGACCCACCCAGGAAGCGUGUGGAUUCCCCGAUGUUGACGCGUCACGGUCGGUGUCGUCCAGAGAGAAAGAGCUUGGAGGUCCUCAGCGUCACAGAACAGGGGUCUCCCACCCCACCUCGCAGGGCUCUGGACACCAACGCUCACAGUCAGAGGUCUCGUUCGGUCAGCGGUGCGUCCACGGGUCUGUCCUCCAGUCCUCUCAGCAGUCCCAGGAGCCCGGUCUUCACCUUUAGCCAAUCAGAGGCCACCUCCACCUCCACUUCCUCCUCCAAAGACCCCAAAGCAGGAAGUGGCACCACUCCUCGACCCGCCCGCCCGAUGCCCGACCCAAAAACCCAGACCUUGCCCUCGAAGGGUCCCGCUGACCGGCCCCAGCUCCACUCCAUGAAGUCACUCCCUCUCCAGACUCCACGCUCUCCUUCCCCCUCCCCCUCCCCCGUCCUCUCCCCAAUCCCGCGGUUCUUCAACUUCCCCUCUCCGUCCGUCUUCAGGUCCAAGAACGUCCACUCGUCCUCUAACUCCUCUGCCACCCCUUCCCCUGUGUCGCAGGUCACACCGCAGGGCUCGCCCCUGCCCACCCCGCUCGGCACACCCGUGCACCAAAUCCAUCACCCUUCCUCCACCACUCCUCCCUCCUCCUCCUCCUCGUCCUCUUCCUCCAGAGUGGACGGGGCGGGCGGGGCCUCGUUGACCCCGCCCUCCAGUCCUGGAGGUAGCGGCAACUUGGCCGCCUCGAGCUCCACCCACUGGAGGACGAGGCUCAACUCGUUCAAAAACAAUCUGCUGGGCUCACCGCGGUUCCAUCGGCGCAAACUGCAAGUCCCGACAUCAGAGGACAUGUCCAGUCUGACUCCAGAGUCCAGUCCAGAGCUGGCUAAGCGGUCGUGGUUUGGUAACUUCAUCAGUCUGGAGAAGGAGGAGCAGAUCUUUGUUCUGAUCAGAGACAAGCCGCUCAGCUCCAUCAAGGCGGACAUCGUCCACGCCUUCCUCUCAAUCCCCUCCCUCAGCCACAGUGUGGUGUCUCAGAAUAGUUUCCGGGCGGAAUACAAGUCCUCGGGCGGCCCCUCUGUCUUCCAGAAACCUGUCAAGUUCCAGGUGGACAUCGCUUUCUCUGAGGGAGAGAGAGAACGAGAGAGGGAACGAGCAGAGAGGGAAGGACGAAGAGAGAUGGGCAUCUACAGUGUCACCUUCACGCUAUUAGCAGGUCCCAGUCGCAGGUUUAAAAGAGUCGUAGAAACUAUUCAAGCUCAGCUUCUCAGCACUCACGAUCAGCCAUCUGUUCAGGCUCUGGCAGAUGAGAAGAACGGUCAGCUCUCCCGUCCGCCCAGCGCUCCUUCCCAUCAGAACUCCCGGAAUUUCGAAAGCGGAUCAGAUCGAGUGGAGAGGGAGCCCACGGUGGACGGGGUGAGCGGCGGUGGCAGCAGCAGCAACAGCGGCGGGACGGCCUUACAACGGCGAGAGUCGGGGAGAGACAAGACCAGACUCCUUUCAUCGUCCAACGGGACGCAGUCUCACCCGUGAAAAGAAUGUUGCAAACGAGAAGAGAGGGUUGACCGCUUGGCUUGCCUCUCUUCCUCCACUCAGUCCUUCCUGCUUUCUUCCCUUAGCCUUUUCCUUACUUCCUUCCGGGCUUCUGACCUUUAAUCCCAUUUAAAGGAACGGGAGGCGAGAAGGACUUUAGUCAAAAAUCGUCUAGAGAUCCAGAGAAUUCCCCCACAGUGUCUGUCUGUAGUAGGAAGGCGUACAGAAGGGAGUGGGAAAGUAGAACAGAGAAAGCUCACAACCAGGGAAACGAGUCGUUCACCUCCCACAGCAGAUCGACAAAGCACAGGACAUUUCCAACAAACUAUCACAAUCAACAGUUGCUUCAGACUUUGCAGGAAACCUCCAGGUCAAUCAGUCAGGUUGGUUCACUGUGACACUGGCCAACGACUUGAGUGCGUCGAAGCAUUCCCUUUCAUCACUUCCUGCCCAUCCAGAUUUAUCGUCCACAUCACUUCCUCCCCUCACCUUUCUACGGGCGAACAAAUGAGUUUUCUCCAAGCCGAAGGAAAGCCGGCCAAGAAUCAGAUGAGCUUUGUGAUUGUUUGAAGUGGUUUGUGUUCCUAAAGGCUCAGCAAACCCUAACGGCACGUUUUCACAAUCAAACGGGAAUAGAGCAGAGGAGCAAAUAUCGCCAGAGAACGGAUUCACGGUAACGUGGACACCGUGCGUCGGAGUGACAUAAUUUUUCCUCAAACAUAUGGAGCCCCACCCCAACUCCACAGUUAUUUCUGACAUACAACGAUAUGAAGCUAUGAUACCAUAUUGCCUUUACAAGAGAAGACAAAUGUGGACAACGGUGAGAAUUCAGCCACAUUUCAAGGAAACUAGUCACGCUGCGAGGAGGGUCCCUACUAGUCUAAAAGCAUGCUGGAGGAAAAGAUUAGGAGGCUAAACAUAGAAGGAGCUGCCUGUUAAUUUAAAUGCAGUGGACACACAAAAAAAUAACAAAAACAAGAAGCCAAAAACCUUCUCUUUGGCUUAUUUAGAAAUGAAAAGCAGUUUUUAUGUGAAUGACUUUUAGAGCAUUUCUUUUACACCAUACGUAAUCCAUAUAAAUGGAAAAUUUUGUUGUUUUUUUAUUUACUAGUUUCUCCCGAUGCAUUUGCUGUUUUAGAAAUUUUAGU